CUGCCGAGCUCUUUUCAUUUUUUAUUAUUAUUUACUAGCAGUAUUCCCUAGCUUUUCGAUCUCUUGGGUUCUUUAUUCUCUGUCCCGCGGCGGAGGCCAGAACCUAGAAGCCGCAGCUCUCCCUCCCGGCGCCGCCGUCCCGCUCGCCGGCCGCGGAAAAAACAGAAACAGGGUAUUUAUGUCCUUUUGUUGACACAAAGAGCCAAUGGCGAGAGGACUGGAUUCAGAUUAUAUCGGUUCUCUUUCACUCAUGGAUGGAUUUGAUAUGAGUAUCAACUUUGAUGGGUUUGGAGAAAAUAUGAAGAAGUUCAUGGAGUUACCGAUUAAGUAUCUUGAUUCUGCUCACGAUAAAGCUGUUGGGCUAGUUGAAGAUAUCCAUGCGUUGAUUUAUGCACCCUAUCCUGACAAUGAAUUAUCAAACAAAGGCCAGAGGACAUUGAUGGAUCCAUCUAGUAGCAACCCCAUAACUGGAUCUAACCCCACAUUUGCUGAAAUGGAGCAAGCUAACCCCGACGAAGAAGUCUCCAGUUCUCCUUCAUCUCUCCUUACAGCGGAAGAUAGUUCUCUCUGUUCAACUGAUACUGAUGCUCAUGAAACUGAAUCGGUUACAUCUAAAAGUCCAGACUGCUGCACAUCUGAAGACACCAUUUCACUUGAGAGAACUGCUGGCACCAAGGAGAAAAUUAUCUUAUGCAGUUCAGAAAAUCUCCCAGAUAGCUGCACUCCUGAAAAUUGCAAUUCUCUAGUGAGAACUGUGAGCAGCGAGGAUGAAAUUAUUUUAUGGAACCCAGGGAAAUCUUUAAAACCACCACAACCACCUGAACAAGCCACCAUAGUCCAAGAUUAUGCAUCUCAAGAAGCGAAUACAGAGAGAGUCAUCAAGCAAGUUGGAGUUUAUGGUUCAACUUCAGGAAAUACAGAUACAGAAUCUUCUGCUUGUGAUGGUGCAGUUCUGUUCACAAUUAUUACAGCAAAUGGUGAAGAGCAAUCAGGAUUAUACAGUACCAACGGCCAUGAAGAAUCAGCAAAGCACGGUAACAUAAUGAUUUUUUCUGGUGAGACUAGUUCACAUUACUUGAGCGCAGAUGUGUUCAGUGGUGCUGAAGAUCCUAAUAUGUUAGCUGACGAGAUCACAGAUUUUGUUGAUAUAGACCUCCGGGGUGGCCAGGUGUUGAUGAAAUAUGACAAAGCAGAGGCAUCCUUGGUUCCUCAGCCAAAAAACAGAUCAUUCAAGAAAGUAUUGAUGAAGAGUUUGUCGAAUAAACUCCGGUGGUCAAAGACGGAUAUGAAUGUGCAUCAAGUGGUCCCUAUUAGACCACAUAAAGGAGUAAAUGCUUGCUAUGAAGUAGUUUCUUCAUCAGAUGAUCUGGAGGAUGAUUGGGAACUCUUGUAAAUAUGCAAGAAAUGUCUCUACAGGGACAAUGUAUAACUCAAGAGGAUGGAAACGUGGGGUUUGUAUCUUGGCACUAUCUAUCGCUGUACCGGCAUAACUGUAAAUCUCGUUGAGUUCGUGUAAUUAUGUAAUGCCCUUCAAAAUUUUCCUUGAUGACCUGAUAAUAUACUAACAUUUCUUGAUCUACACCUAUUUUUUA
This is a messenger RNA of Lolium perenne, 1592 nucleotides long. RefSeq lists its product as uncharacterized. NCBI's taxonomy places the organism in Eukaryota, Viridiplantae, Streptophyta, Magnoliopsida, Poales, Poaceae. The record is from RefSeq and is a predicted model, not a curated record.